Molecule: messenger RNA, 826 nt
Organism: Schistocerca americana (American grasshopper)
Lineage: Eukaryota; Metazoa; Arthropoda; Insecta; Orthoptera; Acrididae
Product: odorant receptor 67c-like
Exons: 5
Coding region: 7-426 (139 amino acids)
Biological process (GO): detection of chemical stimulus involved in sensory perception of smell; sensory perception of smell
Cellular component (GO): plasma membrane
Molecular function (GO): olfactory receptor activity; odorant binding
Source: RefSeq, a predicted model, not a curated record
UGCAGGAUGAUUUCUGAAAUUGAAUUUAUGCACUGGUCUGCAUUCAUGAUCAAUUUCUGUGUCUUACUCAUCAUAUUCAGCUUUGCUGCAUUUGAAGUAACAUCUGGGACUCCAACUUCUCCAGCAAAAGUGGUGAAUCUUGCAGAAUAUCUACUGGUUUCUAUACUGCAGAUGUUUCUGCUGUGUGACUGUGGAGAUAAAUUAGUUGAUCAGGAACUCAGUGUGUCUCAGGCUGCAUAUGAAUCAGAAUGGUAUCAUUGUUCAGAAAGCGUGAAACGCACUUUACAGAUCAUUGUGCUUCGAGCCAGGCAGCCUGAGCAGAUUACAGUUGGAAAAAUAGCUGGACUUAACCUUGACACUUUUAGUGAUAUGCUGAGCCGAUCUUUUUCAUACUUCACAGUUCUAAGACAAAUACGAGAUGGAUAAUGAAAGAUUUCCAUUUACAACAUUCUUAAGGAGCCACAUACAGAACUCACCCUGACAGGUUGCAAUAGCAGAUCGGCCGACCAGAUUUCGUCCGUGCUACGCUGCAUUUCACUCAGCACUGAAUCAAGCAAAUGUUGCAAAGCAGCAGCAUCAGCAUCUCUGCCAAAUCUUAGAAGCAUUUUGCACAACAUUCCAACCUCAUCUGCACAAAAAAAAGGAAAGUGCAUUACUACAACCAUACUGUGAAAUUCUUUAUUGAGAUAGUGUAGAACAAGAACAAAUGCAAUCUCUGCACAGAUAGAACUGGAAAUGAACAAAAAAUAAAGUUUUCAACUUGUGUUUCUUGUCAUACAGAGAAAAAAUGCAUAUGUACAAGUCUUCUUAUAUCACAAGUGUUUAU